AUGGCUCUCCCCGAGAGUCCCACAGAGGAACUUGGAUUUUCCUUCGCAGAACUUGAAAGAGACCCUCAAGAACUCGUCGCUCAUGGUUUUCGUCCUGUUUGGACAGUCGAAGACGGCUACCCCGGUCCGCUUCCAGACGACAUCGCAGAAUGGAUCGAUCCCGAGGGAGAUCGUACGCUCAGGCUGGUUGGGCCGAUGUCAAGCCUGUUCUGGUUAGCAAAGCUAGAUGACCUGGUCGACGCGAUUGAUAGCCCGGACUUUACCAUGAGUGAUGAGGUUAUUUGCGUUCCCUGCAAUGCCUCUAUUCAAUCGAUGCUGCCCACGCUCUAUGAAAGAGGAAGGAUCCCUGGCGCUGUCUACAGAAACUACUGCUACCCUCCUCCUGAGUUUUCCUUGGUCGCUUUCCCUCUGAGACCUGUCAUUAUUCCACCAUCUGUCACUGGUUCCAUCGCAUCAUAUAGCACCAGAGAUCUCUUCCCUUUCUGUCGCCAGCAAAGCUUCCCUCCACGAGUUCUUUCUGCGAGAAUCACCCUUAAGGCGCGUUGGAAACUCUCCUGUCAGAAUAUCGAGCGCGACUUUACUGACUCUUUGGGGGGCAAUUUACUCUUCCGUGGUCUUUCCAGACGGGCUCUGUAUUCCGCAAUGGCUUGUUUUCUUCCCACAGUAAAUGCAAACCACGCAGACAACGAAUUUGGGCCUGGAAUAUACACUACGCCAUCUCUUGAACUAGCUCUAGGGUACGCCCGUGUCCAAGGGGCCCUGAUGGUUUUCCAGAACCCUGAUUUCCGGACUUUGAAUGUUUGGGAACCGAGUCAAGAUGAUUGGAGAAUCAUCACCACUUAUUGGUUGCGGCGUACAUUAUCCAAUGCACAAGAGCGAGUUCCUCCUGGCUGGGAUACGGACGUGAUUAGAGGCGCAGUCUCUCAAGCUGGACGGGGAAGAGGUGCAUCUCGUGUUCCUGGUCCGGAUACACAGGUCGUUGUAGUCAGCAACGCAGCCUUGACUGCAUUGGCGGCAUCCCUGAAAAUGAUCAUUUGGCUCGAGUAG
Molecule: messenger RNA, 1047 nt
Organism: Aspergillus fumigatus Af293
Lineage: Eukaryota; Fungi; Ascomycota; Eurotiomycetes; Eurotiales; Aspergillaceae
Source: RefSeq, a predicted model, not a curated record